Molecule: messenger RNA, 395 nt
Organism: Racocetra persica
Lineage: Eukaryota; Fungi; Glomeromycota; Glomeromycetes; Diversisporales; Gigasporaceae
Source: the annotation of a GenBank genome assembly
CACUCAUUGGACAGGCUUUUUGCGUUCAAAACAAUUAAAAAAUGAUAAAGCCCGACGAUAUAAUGCAAAAUGUACAUAUUGUGCCCAAAUAUUUGAAGCACGUAAAGAAGCAAUGACAAAUCAUAUGCUUAAUCUAUGCCGUAAAAUUUCAGCUGAAAGUAAAAUACUUUAUUCACGUACUGUAAACAAAAAAAAAUCCGAAGAAGUUACUGAAGUUCCUACUCACAAAGCAGUUUUAGUAACUGAUUAUUUUGAUAAAGCUAUUUUAUCAUCGGAAAAAACCAAUGAAUUACAUACUUUGUUGUUACGAGCAUUAGUAUAUAGCAAUAUUCCAUUUACUUUUGCUGAAAAUCCAUUUUUUAUUUUAUUUUUAAAGUCCUUACGAUCAAGCUAUA